Molecule: messenger RNA, 1543 nt
Organism: Lepisosteus oculatus (spotted gar)
Lineage: Eukaryota; Metazoa; Chordata; Actinopteri; Semionotiformes; Lepisosteidae
Product: rho GTPase-activating protein 8
Biological process (GO): negative regulation of endocytic recycling; small GTPase-mediated signal transduction
Cellular component (GO): cytoplasm
Molecular function (GO): GTPase activator activity
Source: RefSeq, a predicted model, not a curated record
UCUUUAAUUACCAGACUACAAGGAAGAGGAAAGCGGAUUUUUUUUCUUACAAGAACACGUUUUCGAUUUUAUGACGUGUUGAAAGAAUUGUAUUUCUAUGAUAUGCAAUUGUUUCUAAGAACACAAAACUGUAUCAAGUCACUUUUAACCACGCUUUGAGAGAAAAAGUGUCGACGAGCCAAAAGAGAAGGCCUCUGCUGACCUCCGCAGUGACAGAAUGAUGGUUACUGGGGCAGACCUGGAGAAGAUGGCUGAAAUAGAGUUACAGAAAGAAGAGGAAGAGCAAGAGCAACUAGGAGAGAGUCCAGGAUCCAUAUCAGGAGCAGCGUGUGACUACAAUCACCCUUACUAUGAUGUGGCACGACAUGGGAUUCUGCAAGUCACUGGGGAUGACAAUUACGGCAGGAAGCUGAUUAUCUUCAGCAGCUGCUGCAUGCCUCCUUCCCACCAGCUCAAUCACCAGAGACUCCUUGAAUACUUAAAAUACACACUGGAUCAGUAUGUGGAGAGCGAUUACACCAUUGUCUACUUUCACUACGGACUCAGGAGCCGCAAUAAACCCUCCCUUGCGUGGCUUCGACAGGCCUACAAGGAAUUUGACAGAAAAUACAAGAAAAAUUUGAAAGCUCUGUAUGUUGUCCAUCCCACUAACUUUAUCAGAAUCCUAUGGAACAUAUUUAAGCCCCUUAUAAGUCAUAAAUUUGGGAAGAAGGUUACAUACGUCAACUAUCUGGGUGAAUUAAGAGAGCAUCUUAACUACGACCAGCUUAUUAUUCCACCUGAAGUCAUGAGACAUGAUGAGAAGCUGAGAGCUGCACAGAGAGGAGGUCCUCCACCUCCUAUAAAGACGCCCCCCCCUCGGCCACCUCUCCCCACACAGCAGUUCGCGGUGAGCCUGCAGUACAUUCGAGAGAAAAACAAAGGACUGUUAAUCCCCCCAGUGAUGUCUCAAACUGUGUCCUAUAUUCGAGAGAAAGGGCUUUACACAGAGGGCAUUUUUAGAAGGUCAGCCAGAGUCCAGCUUGUUAAAGACAUUCAGAAACUGUACAAUGUAGGAAAGCCUGUGAACUUUGAUGACUACAACGACAUCCACGUCCCUGCUGUCAUCCUGAAAACCUUCCUACGAGAGCUGCCUGAGCCGCUGCUCACCUUUGAACUCUAUGAGCAAAUCCAAGAUAUAAUCAGAGUGGAGAGCAGUCUGCGAGUAAAAGCAUGCAAAGACAUCAUAGAGAGUCUGCCAGAACAUAACUUUAUAGUGCUCAAGUACCUUAUAUGCUUCCUGCACAUGAUAUCACAGGAGAGCAUCAGAAACAAGAUGAAUCCUUCCAACCUUGCCUGCGUGUUAGGAGUGAAUCUGAUCUGGCCUCCACAAGGAUCUGUCUCCCUGAGUGAACUGAACCCCCUGAACAUAUUCACAGAGAUUCUCAUUGAACACUACCACACUGUCUUCAGCACUCGCUCACCACCAAAUCAGGUACUACCCUGACCUAGCAGCUGCAGAGGAGUCAUACCCUAAAAAUAAAAGAAUUCAGCUCAGAGGAAA